Molecule: messenger RNA, 546 nt
Organism: Cryphonectria parasitica EP155
Lineage: Eukaryota; Fungi; Ascomycota; Sordariomycetes; Diaporthales; Cryphonectriaceae
Exons: 2
Coding region: 42-401 (119 amino acids)
Source: RefSeq, a predicted model, not a curated record
GCGAGGCUGUCGAAGCACCUAUAUCGGGUCGCGAGGCCUACAUGAACCGCUACGUCCCCGCAUUAUUCUCGUUGAGCGCAAAACUCGGCAUCAAUGUGACCGUGGUUUACCUUGGCGAGGCGCACGCUUCCUUAUUCACGGGAAAAGCGGGAGGAGAAGGCGACAGGUGGGACAUUACUGGCAUUAUUCGGUAUGAGAAGUUUGGAGAUUUUCGAAAGCUCACGGAGCAUGAGGACUAUGUGAAGGAGGCGUUGCCGCAUAGACUAGCGAGUCUUGAAGAGGCUCGACUUGUGGUUACGACUGAGUUGUGGUGGUAUUAUGGGAUCUUGUGGAGGCAGGUGUUUUCGAGGCAUAACUAUCGUAGAAAGACGGAUGAAUCGUUUGAUGUUCAAAUGAAAUGAUUUGUUUAGGAUUCGACUAGCUCACCGCCAGUUCAGUUGACGGUUUUUCUUUGUCUGAGCAUUGAUGAUUUGACUAUACUGCCGAGUCUCGAUUGACGGAUCGUCUCAACACAAUGCGUCCACACAAGAUAUCAAGCACAAUGAA